Chrysochloris asiatica (Cape golden mole) is the source of this 3009-nucleotide messenger RNA. RefSeq names its product chromosome unknown open reading frame, human C11orf82 (gene DDIAS). Bases 1 to 3009 code for a protein of 1002 amino acids. The record is from RefSeq and is a predicted model, not a curated record. Lineage: Eukaryota; Metazoa; Chordata; Mammalia; Afrosoricida; Chrysochloridae. The transcript has 5 exons. Gene Ontology annotation, cellular component: nucleus; cytoplasm. Gene Ontology annotation, biological process: negative regulation of intrinsic apoptotic signaling pathway in response to DNA damage.
AUGCCGGUGGAAGAGCCGAAGCCACAGUGUGAACACAUGAGUAGAAGAAAAUUUCUUCUUGCCUCUGUACUUGCUCUCCAGAAUUCAAGUUUUAUAUAUCCAUCAUGUCAGAAGUGUUUCUCUCGAAUAAUCCUAGUCUCCAAAAGGUUUACUUGUCCAAAAUGUGGCUGUACUAGUGAAGCUGAAAAUGCCAGUUACAGAUAUAAACUUUCCUUAAAAGUUGCAGAAUCAAACAAAUUAUUUGGUAUUACUGUAUUUGGGAGCUGUUUAGAUACAUUUUUUGGUCUUACUGCUACUGCUUUACACAGGUACAUUGAAGAUCCUAAUGAAAUUCCAAAAACAUUGGACAGAGAUACAACUCAGAACCUAUUAACUAAAGCAGUUGAAACUUGCUUUGUCGGACAAAAUUUUAUUUUUGGAGUGACGAAUUUUGAAAACCCAGGUUCAGAUUCCAGGAAGUUCUUCCAGCAGUGUCCUGACCGCAAGAGAGAAGUUAAAGCGCUGGUAGCUUCCCAGAUUGUUCUGCCAGAUCCAAGUGUUGCAGGCUUCACUGUCAUUGACUACUUCCAUCAGCUUUUGAAGCCAUCCAACUUAAAGGAGUUUCACCAUGGCACCCAGGCAGAUAGCGACAUACUUGCUUUAGGUCUCUCAACUAGCGAGCUCAGCAACCUAUAUGGUUCUGAUAGCAGUUCUUGUUUUUUUGAGUCACGUGGUGGAGUUCAUUUUUCAAGAUUCUGGAAGUCAUCACUUGAACUGACUUCCAUUGUUUCUCAACUAACAGAUGAUGAUGAUGAUUUUCCAGCUUCAGAACAAAGAGCCAUUGGUGCUCUUCACCAGAACAGAAAGCGUAUGUCCUUUGCAGAGAUCACUGGUUCCAGUAGCUACCAUGAUCCCAUCCAGAAUUCAUGGAGUCUUCUUUCAUAUAUGGAUAAAAAGAGUAAAGCAGAAAAGUUGGGUGAAGAACUUGACUUACAAGCGACUCACCUGAGUGCAGUUUGCAGCAAUCAUCAUGAAACUGGUGUUGCUGACUCUAAUUUAUUCCCUUUGAAAGUGCAAGAGCCCCUUGAGCCACAUAAUGCAAAGUCCUUCCACGGUGCAAUAGAAUUGAAAAAUGAGUAUUCCCAACCUGAGCUAACAGGUCACCAGCAUCAUGAUCCAGAUACCCCUUCUAGUCUCCAAGAGAGAGCCGCGUGUUGUUCACCUUCAUCACUCAAACUUGAAGAGAUAGCUGGUGGUUCCCAGGAUUGUGGCCCUGAGAUAUGGGAUGAUCUGCCAUUCUCUGAAAGCCUGAACAAGUUUCUGGCAGCUAUUGAAAGUGAUGUUGCUAAAACCCCAACAGAUGCCCGUAGCAGGAAACAUUAUCUAGACACUGACAUUGAUAAAUUACAUACAGACCACAUCAGGUUAUCUGUGACUCCCCAAAAAACUACUGGAGCCCUGCAUAAACCACCUAUAGCUUUGAGAUCAUCACAAGCAACAGUCAAAGCAAAGGCUAACAAAGAUAACUUCCUUUCCAAGUUUGAAGCUAAUCCAAGUCCAAAUCCUCAAAAGGAAUCACAACCAGAUCACAUAGCAGAGACUACCUCUGUAAGUGCUAAUAGGAGACAGAGUUCUGAUUAUGUUUUACCAAAUACUUACCUGUCAGCUCUAAUUCGAUCUACAAAAGAUUUAGAAACAACAGUUACUACUCAUAAGAAGACAACCAGAAUCCAACCAAAAAGGGCCGAAAUUUUACCCUGGUCCAAUACUUCAGAGAAUGACAUUUCUUUUUUUAAUAUCAAAUAUACUAAUAGAGAAAAAUCACUUUUAGAAAUGAGUAAAAACUUGACAACUUUGUGCUCUACAAAGUGUAGUGAUGCUUUAGAUGUUUGCAGCUUGGAAAAGAAGCAGUAUGAUAGGUGGCCAGAGUACCCAGAUGACAGUUUUACAAUUUGCAGGCAACUUACCUAUCCUUUAGAAUCUUUUUGCAAUAGUACAAAUACAAGUACAAGCACAUUGAAAGAAAUGCCUCAUGGACCUAUCAAUAAUAACGUAAAACAGAGUUAUUCUCCUUGCCAUGAAUGUAGCUAUAAUGCUUCUGCUGAUCUCUUUGAUGUUAGUGGUAAAGAAAUGGACAUUACAACAGAAAUUACCAAAAAAUCACAGGAUGUUCUCUUGCAGUGGGAAAAGUCUUUGGUAGAAAGCCAUCAUGCAGAAUCUGAUUUUUCACUGAGAUUACUUUCUGAAAACUCAAGCCAGAUUUCACAAAAAUUAGCCUUGCAAAAUGUAUCUGCCCCUGUGUGUCCAAAAACAUGUUCUUCGCUUCACUUUCAGUCAGAUUCAGAAUAUGAAUUUGAAGAUAGCGAAGACUUUGUUCCAUAUUCACAAUCAACUCCAGUUUCAAGAUUCUACCAAGCAAGAAUUCAUGGGAUAAAAACAGCUUUCGAAAAAUUGCCUGCCUUUUAUUCAGAUCUUGAUAUUAAUUCUAGAAAGACAAGGAUUCCUUCUGAAAGUCACACACAGCAAGCUACCCCAAAUGGUCCAAAAACUAAAACAGCAAAAGUCCAGACAUGCAGAAGCUCUGUUAUAUCUAGCGGUACACAGCCAGUGAUUCUCACCCGCUGGCCUUUUACUGAGUGCCUUGAGACUGAUAUUGAUGAAUGGGUUCCUCCUACCACAAAAAAAGAAUUUCUUUCAAAGAACCGUCAAUUACGAACCAUGGGUCUAAGAAAGUGCCCUGCUGCCUGUAAUUCCCCUGAUCUAAAAGAGUUACCAAGAAAGAAACUGAAACAUGUUAAACAGAGAAUGGAUAAAUGCCUAAUUAAGGAGUUAAAUUUAAAUAAUAAGCUUUUAACAGUAGUUAAAAAACAGAAAACUUCUGAAUAUAAUUGUGAACAUUCAGGCUGGAUUUCCAGAGAGUCAGUUUUUGAACAUGGUUCAUGUUCAGAAUGUUGCCUUCCAUUUUCAAAAAAUUGGCCAUCUUCAUCACCUGAAACUAAUAGUGCUUGGUCACCGGAAUUGUUUUCAUAA